UUAAGACCUCGUACGUACCACCUCUCUCACACAGAUAGCAGCACUGCUAACCGAGCAACAGUUCGCUGUUUGUAUGAAGUUAAAACCAGACUUACCCGGCACAAGACACGAGUGCCACGAUGGAUGACCUGAGGAAUCUGACCAGUCCCCAAAACGCCGCCCUGGUCGUGUUUGCCUUCCUUCAAGCGGAUUGUAGAAACUCAGACUACAAAAAGGAGCUGUUCUCCCUGGGCCAGGACACGGAUCUCAUGCGGGACAUCAACUGCAAUAACCCCUGGAGAGACUCUCCGGACGAUGGAGACCUUGAGACUGACGGUCAUCUGGUCAGCUGCAUCACAGCCUCUCUGGGGGACAUACAGCCUUCAGUGGAGCUGCAGCUUCCCAGGAACCACGCAGAUGCAGCAGCCAUACAGCAGGUUGCAGCAGGGCUGAGAGAAAUCGCAGCCCAGUUUGAACACAACCAUUUUGUGGCUCAGGCUACCCAGAACCUGCACCGGAACAUAACGGUCUUCCCCUCUGAGCAGCAGUGGAAAGACUACCUUACCCAGGAAGUGGACAGGCUGAUAAACCAGGGCGUAGGUCUGGAGCAUCUAGCCCAGGAGCGAGUCAUCGCGGCCCUCGCUCUCACCCUGGUGAAGGGAGUGUGUGAGCAGGCCCCUCAACUGUUGAGGAACCUCUUCCGCACCGCACUGCAGUACAUUAGCUCUGCGUGGUCUGGAUGACUGUUGAGCUGCAGGCUGAGAGAAAAUUACUUGGAAUACAGCUCAUUCUGAAACUAUCUGCCCAUGGCCAGUCGACCGUGAGAGGAGCUGCUGUGUUUACUUAACAGAAGUGAGAACACUUUUUCAAAUGAAGGAAAGUGAUGAUAAAUAAUGAUAGUUUGAAAACUAUUUGUUUGCGACACUUGAAUUUUUUUCAUUCCGUUAUGCGCUUUGAAUCUCACUGCCUCAGUUGACUGUUAAUUUUUUUCCAAUACUUGAAUUACAUGAUUUCUUUAGUAUUCAGUUAAUUUACUUUUGGCAUAUGCGUGUAUUUCUAUUGUGUAACUUGAAUAAAUAUAUUUUUCUUGGAA
Morone saxatilis (striped sea-bass) is the source of this 1072-nucleotide messenger RNA. RefSeq lists its product as uncharacterized. The record is from RefSeq and is a predicted model, not a curated record. Gene Ontology annotation, biological process: positive regulation of intrinsic apoptotic signaling pathway; positive regulation of extrinsic apoptotic signaling pathway; apoptotic mitochondrial changes. Bases 120 to 722 code for a protein of 200 amino acids. Gene Ontology annotation, cellular component: mitochondrion; cytoplasm; cytosol. The transcript has 4 exons. NCBI's taxonomy places the organism in Eukaryota, Metazoa, Chordata, Actinopteri, Moronidae.